GCUAUGAGUUGGGACCGGUGUUUUGUUCUGGCUCCUCAUAUGUAUGCCUUUGACUCAUAGGGCAUCCCCAACGGCGUAAGCCAGGAGCAUCACCCGCGGUACACCAGAAUUGAUGCGAGCUCAGUAUCCCAGCAGUGGUACAACUGGACAAUUUACUGCUGCAAAUAUUUGAUGUCCGAAGAUUUUCGGCAAGACUUUUGGCAAGGUUUUUGCAACAGGCGUAUAACCCCUGACCUACUUGACUGUAGACAUGUGUGCUUUCUUGUUACCCCAUGUCGUAUCUGAGAUUCGACCGAGGCUUAAAGCAAUACAUUCUUCUGUUAUGUAUCAUGCUUACCUACCACAUGCGGGCUGGAUGGAAAAGCAUUGGGUGUAUCCACAUGAGACUUCACACAUGACCGGGGCGAUACAACAGACAGUUCUUCCCCAAGACCUCAGAACGAUGGAUCUAGGGGCGAAAAUCCAUGUUGGCUAGGCCGCAGCUAUCUGACUCGCCGCCACCUCGACGACCUCACCCACCUCGGACUUUCCCCACCCUGACGAUAACCAAUCGGCGAAAAGAUCAUUUUCAAAAAUACUAUCGCUAUCUCUCCAAGUUUCCUUGCAUAUCUUCACGUCAUCUAUCCCAAUACAGUUGUCUUUGGUCCGUUUGUUCAACAGUACAAAAUGCCCUCGGCCCUCCCCUCCGACACCUCCACCACCAAUCCCAAGUCUCCCCCAGAAUCAGCUUCCGCAGUCGACAUCAUCAUCACGCUAGCCAUCAACCCCGAAAACAAAGAACAAGUGGAAGCCAACCUCCUCAAGGCGGGCGAGUGGAUUGAGAAGAAUGAACCGGGGUGUCUUCAGUGGGAGGUGUUUUAUCUGGAAGCAACCGGGGAGAUGGUCUUGGUUGAGAGGUUCAACGACCUCCCCACAGCCCGCAAAUACCACCCCGAAAACAGAAAGAAAGACGGCAUGAUUGACGGGGGACUGAAAUGGGCGAAUGAAAUUGUCGAAAAGGGCUGGCUAAGUCAGGAGCCCGACAUCAAGGUUUUGAGUCGGAGGGGCGGGUUUGGGUUGAGGAAGUGGCAAUGAUUGUCAUGAUGUUUUGUUGCAUGUUGUUUUAGUACACCUCCUCGAGUCUCGAUACAAUUUUCAGCAUGUUGCUUUCAAAGUCGAGCCCCAUCCCUACUGCCGUAAAGACUGACGCAAGCUCAACAUGCUCCACCGCACUGCAUUGCUCCAUUCUCUCAAUCCGCUCAGCCAACUCGACGAGUUCAGGAUAUCGUUCUUCUCCAUCGCGCCUGAUGCGCUCAGUGAUGAUUCUCAGUGCGGCUUCUUGGCUGAAGAGCUGGGCGUCGCACCUGGGACAGGCGUCUAGUCUUUUGAGUUUCUCCUUGAAAUGCACGAUGAUACAGCAUGAUAUUAGGACUACUAUAGGGACAACCAGGAGGCCGAAAAUGAGACCGAU
Molecule: messenger RNA, 1450 nt
Organism: Podospora pseudocomata
Lineage: Eukaryota; Fungi; Ascomycota; Sordariomycetes; Sordariales; Podosporaceae
Exons: 2
Coding region: 667-1074 (135 amino acids)
Source: RefSeq, a predicted model, not a curated record